Messenger RNA from Lotus japonicus, 3177 nucleotides. RefSeq lists its product as uncharacterized. The transcript is spliced from 14 exons. Gene Ontology annotation, molecular function: protein binding; histone acetyltransferase activity. NCBI's taxonomy places the organism in Eukaryota, Viridiplantae, Streptophyta, Magnoliopsida, Fabales, Fabaceae. The record is from RefSeq and is a predicted model, not a curated record. Gene Ontology annotation, cellular component: transcription factor TFIIIC complex. Gene Ontology annotation, biological process: transcription initiation at RNA polymerase III promoter. The coding region runs from base 398 to 2953 and encodes 851 amino acids.
GAAGCAGGGAACCCUAAUUUGGGGAAAUUGGGAAUGAUCUUAGGGUUUGAAAUUGGGAUUUGGGUUAAUUUAGGGGGAUUUGGGUUAAUUAAAUCGUUUAUUUAUUUUUUAUUUUAUUUUUUAUUUUUUUUAAUGCCACGUCAGAAAAAAUUAUCUAGUCAGCAAGCCUAAUCAUCACUCGCCGGAGCUCCCAACUCCGAUGAGGACCUGCUCCACACACUUUCCAAACGUGAGGACUUAGAUUUUUAAAUUUUCCGGGGAGGGACUAAUUUCAGACGGCGACACAACCAUAGGGACGAAUUAGAGGAUUAACCCUUUAGUUUAAUUGCAAGAUCCAGGAAUCGAACCCUCAUCUUCUCCCCUUCACCGCAUAAACUAGACAGUUGCACAACACAGGAUGGCUUGUCCCUGCCCGUUAGAGCCUGCUAUGCUUCUGGGUGCCCCCUCUUUUCCAAACUCCAUUGCCUGGUCAGACGACAACCUCAUCGCUGUUGCUUCUGGUCACCUUGUCACCAUCCUAAGGCCAGACUUGCCUAAUGGACCACGUGGCCUGAUUAAAAUCUCCCCGCGUGAACCCCUUCUUGUGGGCUUUGUGGAAAGAAAAGAUUUACACUCUGGAUGCCUCCUGCCUACAUCUUUGUAUCGGGAUGAUAAGCCUGUUGUCAGAUCAAUAUCAUGGUCUCCACUUGGCAUGGCUGCAAACUCAGGGUGCUUGAUAGCAGUUUGCACCAGCGAAGGACAUGUGAAGGUUUAUCGUCCGCCUUUCUGUGAUUUUUGUGCUGAAUGGAUCGAGGUUUUGGACAUAUCUGAAAUGCUGCAUGAAUAUUUUCAAUGUACGGAAUUUCGAGGUACAGGGAUUCAUUCAUUGGAUCUUUCUGAUGUUCCUAACUUUGGACAGUGUCUGCUGAGAAAUAAAUCAGAUCAAAUAGAUUCUACAUCUAAACCUAAUGGAGAAAUAUCAAAUGAAGUGCCCGAGAGCCAAAUGCUGCCACUGAUAAGUGCUGGUCAAUAUGCAUCUCGUAGUGCAAUGCUAUGUUCGCUUGUUAUUUCGUGGUCUCCCUUGCUGCGUACAGCAUCUGAGGUUUUUCCUGUUGAUAAUACUUGUGCUUCUGUCAGUCUGCUUGCUGUUGGAUUGAAGUUUGGUGCCAUUUCUUUGUGGAGAUUUCACCAAAGAAGUUGCCAUACUAUUGAGGAUGGAAAAGCCCCAACUACUGUGAAGUUUGUUGGCCUUCUUCAGGCACAUGGUUCAUGGGUCACAUCAAUAAGUUGGUCGUUGUUUGGUUUUGAUUCUUCAAAUCCUCAAAUUAUAUUAGUUUCUGGAAGCACUGAUGGGAGUGUGAAGGUUUGGAUGGGUGACAAUGACAAACUGCUGGAGUCAUCAGGAGUGCAUGAAGCUUCAUUCUUUUUAUUGAAGGAGGUUAUAACUGUCAAUGCUGUCCCAGUUUCUGUACUUUCAGUAACUGUGCAUGUUCAGUACUCUUCCAAGAUGCUUUUAGCCAUAGGAAAAGGUUCUGGUUCCUUUGAAAUAUGGCUAUGCGAUAUAUCUACUAGGGAAUUUGAUAAGCUUGGGUCAUAUGAUGCACAUGAUUGCAUUAUUACAGGUUUAGCCUGGGCAUUUGGUGGAAGAUUUUUGUACAGCUGUAGCCAGGAUAAUUUAUUGCAUAGCUGGAUCUUGCACGAGAGUCGCCUAGAUGAAGUAUCCAUUUUAUCUGAUUUUCCCCGGAGUAAUGAUUCAAUCUGCCCAUCAAGAGAUGCAUUUAAUUCAUGUUUUGGUGUAGCUGUAUCCCAUGGAAAUCUUGUCAUUGCAACUGUUAAUUGCUUCGAUGUUGAGAAACUAAAUCGAAUGUAUGAAGGAAGGAUUCUGAGGGCAGCUAUUGAAUACUUCUGGAUUGGUGGGCUACAUGUGGAUGUUUGGUUGAAACCUCCCUUUUCUUGCUACAUUGAAAAAUAUUCCAGUUUUCCAGAGAAAGAGUUAACUUAUUGGGGGGCCAAUAUCAUAUGGUCUUUAAACCAAUAUCAAUGUCUUGAUAAGCCUCUGGUUCUUUGGGAUAUAAUUGCAGCAUUAUUGGGUUUGAAGGAUAACAAGUCAAAAUAUGUAGAGAAUUUACUGAUUAACUGGCUCUCAUUAUCAUUUCUUGGAUAUCAUAUGGACCUUCUUCCUGAAAAUGUUUUAUCAUGUGUGUCUUCAAGCUUGCCAAACGUUCCUUCUCGACUGCUACAUUUGCUCAAUAUAAUAUGUAGGCGCGUGGUGUUAGCAGAGCUCGAUGCUGAUCAAAUAACUGGAAUAAAUAGCAAGAUUCGAAACUUGGAAGGGGCCUGCCCUGACACUGAAAAGAAAAUUACUAUGUGGAUCGAAAUUCUUUUGCGCAGUGAAAGAGAGCUCCGAGAAAGGCUUGUGGGUCUUACUUUUUCUGCUUUCCGAAAUAGCAUGUCCUCUUUCGAAGCAACUCCUUCCCGACCUGGCUGUUGGUAUCUUGUUGGACUAGCACAGAUGGAACAAUGGGUUGCAUUAGACCAGGAACAUGUACGAGAGCAGUUGAAAUUCAUUGCAUCAGAACUUACUCAUGAAAAAAGGUUUGUGACUAGUGGAUAUUCAGAAGUGGAGCCAUGCAGUUAUUGUUCUGCAUCUGUUGUAUUUGAAUCCCCCGAGUUUGGUUUGUGCCAAGGUGAAAAUUGCAGUAGUGGCAAUGUUAAACGGCACCAGUUGUUGAGAUGUGCUGUUUGCAUGGAGGUUUGCCCUAGUACUCCCCUAUGGUUUUGUGUUUGUUGCCAUAGGUUUGCAUUUAGGUUGGCACCAGAACCACUUUUUAGAAUGUCUUCAUUUUGUCUAGAUUUAGAUUCUUCAACUAAAUCAUCCUCUCAAGUAGUAUCCUCAAGACCGUUGUGUCCCUUUUGCGGGAUACUGCUACAAAGAAAACAACCAGACUUUCUACUUUCACCGACACCUGUAUAGGAAUGUUUAGCUAUUUUUCUAUUUUUUUAUGUAAAAUAAUAUUAUGUAAUUGUAAUAGGUUGUGUACUUGUGGUGUCAAUGGCUUCAUCCUAAUCCUAUAUGUAUUGUAUAAAAGAGAAGGUUAUUUGUAUGAAACCACUAGAAACUUAUAACAUUAUUGAUUCUGAUUGUAGUGUGAUAUUUUCAAUUGACAUCUUGUAACGGGUUUUAAUGUUUUCUGGUCA